UCGGGUGUAUGUGCACAUUAAGGUCCAGGAACUCCUGCAGCACACUCACUAUAUGCAAUGACGAGACGAUGCUUAAGUUGUAUUCAUUUAAACUCUAGUGCAACGGAUUCAUGUCACAUUUUGGAGGAAACUUUUUCCUUUUUUGCAUACCUGGCGCCUGGAGAAGUGCAAAGCUUAGUGGAUUAGGAUCAGCUUUUUUCUCGUGCAGUUACAUGCACAACGCAAUGCAACAUUUGGCAGAAAAGUAGAAGUGGAAAGUGUAAAAAUAACCCAAUAAUAGGGAUGUGUUUUCCCAUAGUAGUAUAAGAAGAUGUAUUGCUAGUAUAGAAGUUGCUAUGUGCAGUCAGGGCAGUCAGUAUAUACCCACAUAUAUUCAUAUAAAAGUAUUCCCACAGUGAACACUGUUGUUGAAUGUUUCAAACUUUAGCUCUAGAGAUGUCCACAUGGGGGUCGUUAUAGGGGGGUUACACACGGAUAGCGUUAUACCAGCUUUUUCGUUUAUAGAGGGUGAAAUGAUUUAAAAUAUAAGACUCAUUUGUCUUAUUAAAAACUUGUGAAAAUCUGAUUGGUUUCGUAGAAUUUGAAAAAGCUCCCUACUCGCUUUGUAGGGUGUCACUACAUAGUGGGCGCUAUUUCUACACCCAGGGUGUCGUCGCAGUUAAUGACGUCACUGUUACUACUGUCGCAUCGUUAUUACGUGUAGCUCCCCUGCUCCCAUAACUUACACAUUACUAAAGCAUGAUGAAUUUGUAAACAAAUACGUGUCAUGUACAUGAGAUAAUAAAAAAAGUAUGUUUUUAAAAAAAAAAAAAAAAAAAAGUUUCACAAUUUCGCGACGAAACUUCAAAAUGUCUCUCACGCUGGGUAUAGACUGUGAUUUCUGAUAUUAUCGGAUAUUAUUUGACGUUGUAGUAUUUAUGUUUUCUGCCUUGCUUCCUGAAUUUUAUUGUAAUCCUCGUUGAGAGUCUGUAGGUCCAAUUGUUCAAUAAUAAUAAUGAUAAUAAUAAUUAAACGUAUAGUCUAAAAACACACUAAAAAGUCCUUCACCGGCGAGCUACUUACUUUUUUUGAGCCGUGAAAAUGUUUCCUGGCGGGACCCUUCUUGUACUUUUCAUAAAUCAGAUGAUUUUGAUGAGAAGAAACCGGCGUAACUUAGGCAGAAAAUCGGCAGAAAAUAGCAGACACAGUCCCGGAAGUCCGCGCUGAUUGGCUCCUUUCUGAUUCCGGGAAAACUGAAUCUCGUGUUGCGCGUUGAGUAGCGCGAGCCCUCUUUAGGUCCCUGUGUUCAAAACAAGGCGGAGACUCCACGGUACCGAAGUGUCCCAAAAACUUUAAUCACCCUAAGUUUUUUUUGUUUUGGAUCAGUUUUUCAUUAUUUUCACAAUGGACGGAGCAACAUUGUUCGCCUUUGUCGUUAUUGGCUCGUUGACCGGCGACGAAAAACGUCUCAUUAUCGACCAGAUUCAGCUGAUUAAAGUACCAGAAGGAUCUAAUUUGACUCUACAGUGUCGGAUGAAUCCAGAGAUCAACCUAGAGGACUUGGCCUUGGAUUGGAGGAGAGUGGACAUCCCAAAUGUCUCAAAUCGCUUUGUCUACUCCCGUCGAGGUGGGAAGGAUCAUCCUGUGGAACAGAUGCAGCGAUACAAGAACAGAGCAGAGCUGAUUAAAGAGGACCUGACCAGAGGACGGAUGACUCUACUGAUCCCCACAGUCCAGCAGUCUGACUCAGGACACUUCAGAUGCUUCAUCUCAAACCUGAGCGUCAGCUUUAUUUUCAACAUUAACGUGACGAAGGAUCAAGAGACGACGACAAAGAGAGAGGAUGUCGCCACGACGACGCCUCCAGGAUACAGAGUCGUGAACCCCACUGUGUCUGGUCCUGUAGAGAAGAGAAACCACUGGAUCAUUCUUGGCGUCUGUAUUUGUUUCCUCCUUGUUCUUGGUUUCAUCAUUGGAGUCCUGGUGAAGAACAGAGAGACUGGUGAGUUGCAGACAUGUACUUGUACUUUAUUUUAUAUCUAAUAGUCAGACUUGACU
Mugil cephalus (flathead mullet) is the source of this 2037-nucleotide messenger RNA. Its product is annotated as myelin-oligodendrocyte glycoprotein-like. Lineage: Eukaryota; Metazoa; Chordata; Actinopteri; Mugiliformes; Mugilidae. The transcript is spliced from 4 exons. The record is from RefSeq and is a predicted model, not a curated record. Bases 1384 to 2022 code for a protein of 212 amino acids.